Drosophila albomicans is the source of this 1876-nucleotide messenger RNA. RefSeq names its product cytosol aminopeptidase-like. Lineage: Eukaryota; Metazoa; Arthropoda; Insecta; Diptera; Drosophilidae. The transcript has a single exon. The coding region runs from base 183 to 1760 and encodes 525 amino acids. Gene Ontology annotation, cellular component: cytoplasm. Gene Ontology annotation, molecular function: metalloaminopeptidase activity; manganese ion binding. The record is from RefSeq and is a predicted model, not a curated record. Gene Ontology annotation, biological process: proteolysis.
CAGUACAACUUGUCGGACUGAGCACAGAACUAAUUCCUUAAAAAUCAUUUCCAAUUUUCUGAAAAUUUCGAAUGUAAAAAAUUUCAAGUGUAAAACGUAAAAUUCUAGAUUCGUUUAAUUUUAUACAAUAUUUGUACAUUUCCAAGACGAAACUCCACAUUGUUUUUUAUUUUUUUUGAAUAAUGUCUUCGUAUCGCGAUGUUCGUAUGGUUAAGGUGGCUCGCAGUCUCUUGUCCUACAAGAGCAGAGUGAAUGUGCGUGCGUUGCGUGCGUUUUCCUCGAAGUGCGACAAGCCCAAGGGCGUUGUUGUGGGCGUGUACCAGAAAGAUGGCGACAAGCCCAUUCGAUCCUCGGAGAAUGCUGUGCUGCUCGAUGACGCUGUCGGUGGCAAGAUAAUGAGUUUGAUACGUGAACGUGGAAUGGACGGAAGGCCAGGCAAAGGACUGCUCUUCAAUGGUCUCGAGGGUGAAUACUCUACGGUAGCUGUCGUCGGCAUGGGCGUGGCAGGAGCUGGCUACAAUGAGCUCGAGGAACUGGACGAGGGCAUGGAAAACGUCCGCAUUGCGGCGGGCACAGGAGCGCGAGCCCUGCAGCUGCAACGCAUGGCCGAGGUGCAUGUGGAUGGCAUGGACUUUCCCGAACAGGCGGCCGAGGGUGCCGCCUUGGCGGUGUGGCGCUACAAUGCCAACCAGCGCAAGAAACAUCGUCUGGCCACCCCGAAGUUGCACAUGUACGGCAAGGGCGAUCACGAUGCCUGGGUGCGUGGUCUGUUCAAGGCGGAGUCACAGAAUCUGGCGAGACGUCUCUCCGAUACGCCGGCGAAUCAGAUGACGCCCUCCAUCUUUGCUCAAGCUGCUGUGGAUGCGCUGUGCCCGUGUGGCGUGUCUGUGGAGGUGCGCUCAAUGGACUGGAUCGAAGAUAUGAGCCUCAACUCGUUCCUCAUGAUCGCCAAGGGAUCCUGCGAGCCCCCGCUGCUGCUGGAGUGCACCUACUGCGGCACCGCACCCGAGGAGAAAGGCGUGCUCAUGCUGGGCCAGGGUCUGACCUUCCACAGCGGCGGCCUGUGCCUCAAGCCCAAGAAUGGCAUGGACAUCUAUCGUGGCGCCAUGUCCGGAGCUGCCGUCUGCGUUGGCGUCCUGCGCGCUGCCGCCGCCCUCUCGCUGCCCAUGAAUAUCACGGCCGUAAUUCCACUCUGCGAGCACAUGCCAUCGGGCAUGGCGGUGAAGUGUGGCGAUGUGGUGACUCUGCUCAAUGGCGUCACCUUGGGCAUUAAGAACGUCGACAAGGCGGCGGUCGUUAUGAUGGCAGAUCCCCUGCUCUAUGCUCAGGCGAACUUCAAGCCGAAAAUGAUCUUGACCAUUGGCUCGGUGGCGCGUGGCGUCAGCUAUGGCCUUGGCGGCAGCUCGACGGGAUUGUGGAGCAAUUCGGCGUACCUGGCCAAGCAGUUCCGCAAGGCUGGCGGCAUCACUGGCGAUCGUAUCUGGCGCAUGCCGCUCUUCCGCUACUUCAAGGAGAUCAUCACUAGCAACUCAACGUAUGACAUGAGCAAUUGUGGCCGUGGACCCGCUUCGUCCUGCUUGGCAGCUGCCGUCCUGCAUUCGCUGGUGCCGUGCUUAGAUUGGGCGCAUCUGGACAUUCGGGGCACCGGCAUGACGACCAAGGUUAAUCCGCUGCCGUAUCUGCUGAGGGAUUGCAUGACCGGACGGCCAACACGCACAGUGAUUCAGUUUAUGUAUCAAAUGGCCUGUUCCCAGUCUUGAAAAGUAGUUACCUCUCGAUGCAUAGACAUUUAUCGUGUAUUUAGUAUAGUAUGUUAUUUGGAAGUCAUAUUACUUUUUUUGAUUUUGGAUUAAAAAUGAUCAGAUUCAGACGAUUA